Messenger RNA from Anguilla rostrata (American eel), 3376 nucleotides. RefSeq names its product secretory carrier-associated membrane protein 1-like. Lineage: Eukaryota; Metazoa; Chordata; Actinopteri; Anguilliformes; Anguillidae. Gene Ontology annotation, biological process: protein transport. The record is from RefSeq and is a predicted model, not a curated record. The transcript is spliced from 9 exons. Bases 190 to 1200 code for a protein of 336 amino acids. Gene Ontology annotation, cellular component: trans-Golgi network membrane; recycling endosome membrane.
AGUGUUUGAAGUCGGACAUCACUUCCGUUCCUGCCAUUUUGCUGCUGAAUUCGAAGGCAAGCGCUGUAGCUGCGGCUUCUUGUCUGGGGACAUCCCUUAUUUUGUCAUAACGGUACUCUCUGCAAGCAAAUAAAUAAAUAAUACAAUUAUAAUCAAGGAACUUUCACCCAGGGAUAACAUUUCUGCAGAAUGUCAGAUUUCGACAGCAACCCGUUUGCAGACCCGGACUUUAGCAACCCCUUUCAGGAUCCCUCUGUGACACAGGUAACACGAAAUGCCCCCCCAGGAUUGGAAGAAUACAACCCUUUCACAGACACAAAACCAGCACCCCCCGGUGCUGCCCCCAAAGUAACCCCCACCAGCAACACACAGCCUGCCAUAAUGAAGCCCACAGAAGAGCCUCCAGCCUACUCACAGCAGCAGACACAGGACCAGGCCCGGGCCCAGGCGGAACUCAUGAAGCGGCAGGAGGAGCUGGAGAAGAAGGCCGCGGAGCUCGACCGGCGGGAGCGGGAGAUGCAGUCGCUCGGGGCGUCAGGAAGGAAAAACAACUGGCCGCCUCUUCCGGAGAAGUUUCCGGUCGGGCCCUGCUUUUACCACGAUAUCGCCGUAGACAUACCGGUGGAGUUUCAGAAGACCGUGAAAAUCAUGUAUUAUCUGUGGAUGUUCCACACGGGGACGCUGUUUGCGAAUAUCUUUGGCUGCCUGGCCUGGUUCUGUGUGGACCCAACAAGAGGAGUGGACUUCGGCCUGGCCAUGCUGUGGUUCAUGCUCUUCACCCCCUGCUCCUUUGUCUGCUGGUACAGACCCCUGUAUGGAGCCUUCAGGAGUGACAGCUCCUUCAGAUUCUUUGUCUUCUUCUUCAUAUACAUCUGCCAGUUUGGCGUGCACGUGCUGCAGGCCAUCGGCAUCGCCGGCUGGGGGGCGUGUGGCUGGAUUUCGGCGCUCACGGGACUGAACACGAGCGUUCCGGUGGGAAUAAUGAUGAUCCUCAUCGCGGCGCUGUUCACCGCGUCCGCCGUCAUCUCGCUCAUCAUGUUCAAGAAGGUGCACGGGCUGUAUCGCACCACGGGCGCCAGCUUCGAGAAGGCCCAGCAGGAGUUCGCCACCGGCGUCAUGUCCAACAAAACGGUGCAGACGGCCGCAGCCAACGCAGCCUCCACUGCUGCCCGGGGAGCCUUCAAGGGAGAGCAAAUCUGAGCCGCCCGAGACGCACCGUCGCCACCCCCCCCCCACCCCCCACCCCCCGACCCCACCCAACCGCACUCAUCGCCCCGCCCCCUCACAGUCACCCUCCGCCCUCCUGUCCAGUGUGGAGACUAGACUCUGCCUCUUUUUUAUGCACUCCAGUGACUGUGACUCCGCCCCUUUCACACGACUCCGCAUGUCUUUUAACCUGUCCUUUAGCGUGUGUGCAUGGGCUGAAAGCUGGAUGAUCGGGAAAGCUUGUCGCUUUCAGUCGCGUCCUCCAGUACCUCCGGGCUGCUGUCGGGGGCUCUCUGGCAGGAACGAGGCAGCCGAGAGAGGGACCCGCUGCUGAAACGGAGGGCUGCGUUAGCCCUCUGAGUGCGGGACAGGUAGUUAGGCCAGAGAGGACCCACAGAAGUCCCACCACUGUCCUCCGUCCUUCCUUUAAUGUCUCCCCUGUCCUCCAUCCGGUUAUUGUCCCUUACAUGUGCUGGAGACGUCCCCCUCUGUUCCUGUCAGCCGUCUCUAGUCCUGUGGAGUAUCACUCUAUUCCCUCUUGUCUUGCUGAAAUCACUCCCCUCUUUAGAAAUAGUAUGAUACCGUUUAUUUUGGGUAACCAUUCCCUUAGAGACCAAUGGCUGGCUGAAAUAUUUUUUUAAUAGUUUCCAUUGAAAAAUAUAACGACAAAUAAAUGAAAUCCCAUGAUGCAUCGUGCUGAAUGAAUGAAUGGCACACUGUUUAUAUUGUAGAUGCAUCUGUGUUAUUUAAUUUAAAAGCUCUGUUGCGGUAUGUGUAAUAUUUAUGCUUCUGGCACUAGCUUGCUGCAGUCAGCCCCGAGAAUUAAUACUGGAAAUUACAAACGGUGAAAUGCCUUCAGUGACUGCCUUAAGAUGAACACAGCUGCACUGAAGCAGUUCCAGACCUGCUGACACAGCGUACCAUGUGCACGGUCUGAGGUCAACAUAUGCAGGCAUGUUACCAUGCAAGAAACUGCACUAAAGCUUGAAGUUUGGUCCUUUAUUAUCUCCUUUUUUAGCUAUGUCCAGGAUGCUACGGGGGGGAAAUCCACAGGAGAGCGAGGCCCGGGCGCAUGGAAUAGCCACAGACGUUUGAAGUAAACCACAUUCCCUGCAAAACCGUCUGUUGUCUGAAAUUGUUUCCAUAGCUUAUAAAGUAUAGACAUGCAGAGUUUGUUUAAUGAGGUGUCAGAAAAUCGCAUGAACAUUCCAACCACCCUCAUGGUUGAAAAAAAUGUAGUUGUUCUGUGAAUUGAUACAUAUUGGCAAAUUUACCUAUAGCUGUAAUAGUAAGACGGUAAUAGCUGUGAAGCUAUAAUGUUUAUUUGUUUAUCUUUAAAAAGACAGAGAAGGUCCUUUUCCCCUCAUUAUAUCAAGGAUGCAUCUGCAGCCACACAUUUCAUUGAGUUCAUCUACUUGAAUACAGCCGUUACUGAUGAAAGCUACAGUGUGCACCAUGAAGCACAUUUACUCCUGCAGCCGAAUCAGGAGUGUCAGGUUAAAGCAUUUUUGAGCCAUGUGUGUUUCCCUUGCUCUCGGUUCACUCUGUGGGAUGCAGACAGGCAUCGAGGCGGAGAGCACACUGCUCUGCCAUUAACCUGGAAUCUAAAGGGUGCAUCUAAGGUAGCAAGGUAAUCAAAUCUUGGAAUGCUCUGCCACACUUUCAGGCACUGUUCUGGUGUCUGUUUCAGAUGGUCUAAAAGAGCCUGGAUUACAAUAACACUUCCCUGCCUGAAUGAGAGUUGUUUCCCUAAAUAAUUUCUGUGGUCCUUUUUGAUCUCUUUUCCAUCACACCACUCCUACAUUACCCCUUCACUCCUACAUACCACUUCUGCAAUCAAUUGUUAGAUUUGAAUGGUGUCAAAGCACUCCUUCAGAUCUGACAACUCUUGCCUUCAACAGUCUGGUUUUUUGCAUAUUAUUUUUCUUACCCCAAUGGGAUAAUUCCAUGGGAGGAAAUGUACACCACUGUGCAAAAUGACAAACCCUAGCUCAGAGUAAAUGGGCCAAAUAUAUGGAAAAUGACUCUACAGUUGUGACAGGUCUGUAGUUCUCUGGGCUUUGCUUCAUCCUCUUUUUGUACACAGUUCAUAUGUACUCUGAUCUACAGACAGCCCAUAAAUAGGCCACACCCCCAUGUUUGGGGAAAACAGUCUAUUACACUGCAUAGA